Olea europaea var. sylvestris is the source of this 2934-nucleotide messenger RNA. RefSeq names its product RNA-dependent RNA polymerase 2. Gene Ontology annotation, molecular function: RNA-directed RNA polymerase activity. Gene Ontology annotation, cellular component: nuclear RNA-directed RNA polymerase complex. The transcript has 3 exons. The record is from RefSeq and is a predicted model, not a curated record. Gene Ontology annotation, biological process: siRNA processing. The annotation marks the transcript as partial. NCBI's taxonomy places the organism in Eukaryota, Viridiplantae, Streptophyta, Magnoliopsida, Lamiales, Oleaceae.
UUACUUAAUAUUCAGCUCAAAUAUGCACCUAAAGUAUACAAAAAGGUUUCUGGACCAGAUGUUGCUUCAAAAUUCCGUACUGACAGAUAUCAUAUCUGCAAGGAAGACUUUGACUUUCUUUGGGUUCGAACAACUGAUUUUUCCAGUGUGAAGUCAAUUGGAUACUUGUCAUCGCUUUGUUGGAAAAUCCAACAAGGAUCAUCAAAUGUAGAUAUAUAUACCAGUCUGCCAUAUUAUAAGAAAGAUGUGACGGAACUAUCUCUGAUAGAAGGCAAAAAGUUCCAUUCGGCUUCUAAUUUGGUUCCACUCGUGACAAAUCACUUGGAUUUCAAAUUAGGAUAUGAGGUCCUUUUCCAGCUUAACUCACUUGUACAUACUCAUAAGUUGAGCCUUGCUGCAGUUGAUACUGAUCUGUAUCAGCUCCUCAGUGGAAUAGAUAUUGACACUGCAGUGCUUGUUCUUCAGAAAAUGCACAAGUUGGAGUCGACUUGUUUUGAACCGGUGUCAUUUAUCAAAUCUCAUUUGCAUGUAGUCAAUAGGGAUGGCAAGAAUCUUGCUUCAGCAGCUUAUAACAGAUUAAUAAAUCAUAAUGUGAUGAGUUGUCAUAGAGUCCUUGUAACUCCAUCAAAGAUCUAUUGCUCGGGUCCUGAACUUGAAACUUCCAACUACAUUGUUAAGAACUUUGCUUCAUAUGCCUCAGACUUUGUGAGGGUCACUUUUGUUGAUGAAGAUUGGGGUCGGAUUUCUGUCGGUGCUCUUUCUACAAGCAUUAAGCGAGGCAUUUUUGCAAGGCCUCAUAGAACGGAUGUAUAUGAUAGGAUUUUAUCUGUCCUCCGAGAUGGGAUUGUUAUCGGAGAGAAAAGGUUUGAAUUUCUGGCAUUUUCUGCUAGUCAGCUCCGUUCAAAUUCGGUUUGGAUGUUUGCUUCAAAUGAACAUGUGAAAGCACAAGAUAUCAGAGAGUGGAUGGGUUGCUUUAGCAAGAUUCGUAGUGUAUCGAAAUGUGCAGCAAGAAUGGGUCAGUUGUUCAGUUCCUCUAUGCAAACUAUAAAAGUCCAGCCUCAAAAUGUCAAGGUUAUUCCUGACAUUGAAGUGAUUUCGGAUGGUGUGGGAUAUUGCUUUUCCGAUGGGAUUGGAAAGAUCUCCUUCGCUUUUGCAAGGGAAGUUUCACGGAAGUUGGGUUUGAGUCAUAUUCCGUCAGCAUUUCAAAUACGUUAUGGUGGCUAUAAAGGGGUAAUAGUCAUUGAUCGCCGUUCAUACGAUAAGUUAGCACUACGCAGUAGCAUGCUUAAAUUUGAAUCUAAGAACUGGAUGCUCAACGUCACUAAAUGGAGCGAUUCGAUGCCGUGCUACUUGAACAGGGAGAUUAUUAUUCUGUUAUCAACCUUGGGGACACAGGAUGACGCAUUUUUGGCAUUGCUUGAAGAACAGCUUCAACUUCUGCGCCAAAUGCUGACAAAUAGAGAGGCAGCAUUGAAGGUUUUGGAGAGCAUGGGUGGAAUCGACGGAAAGGGUGUUUUAGCAAGGAUGUUGCGUCAAGGUUAUGAACCAAACAAGGAGCCUUAUCUCUUGACCAUGCUUCAAUCACUUUACGAAAACCAGCUUUCUGAUCUAAGAAGUAGGUCUCGUGUUUUUGUCCCAAAAGGUAGGGUAUUAGUAGGAUGCUUGGACGAAACGGGAAUUUUGGAAUACGGCCAGGUUUUCGUACGAAUAACCAUGAAUAAGUCAGAGCUACAGUGUGGUGAACAGACAUUUUUUCAUAAGGUUGAUGAUACUACAUCCAUUCUUAAAGGCAAGGUGGUGGUUACCAAAAAUCCGUGUCUCCAUCCGGGCGAUGUCAGAGUACUUGAAGCUGUCUAUGACGAGAAAUUAGAUGGGAUGGGACUCGUGGAUUGUCUUGUUUUCCCGCAGAAAGGAGAAAGGCCUCAUCCGAACGAAUGCUCUGGUGGUGAUCUUGAUGGUGAUCAAUAUUUCAUAAGUUGGGAUGAAAAUCUCAUCCCGGCUCGAACUGUGGAACCCAUGGACUACACUGGUCGACGGCCACGAAUAAUGGAUCAUGAUGUGACAUUAGAGGAAAUUCAUAAGUUCUUUGUUGAUUACAUGGUUGGCGAUACGCUGGGGGCCAUCUCUACAGCGCAUCUGGUCCAUGCAGACCGUGAACCAGAGAAAGCUCUGAGUUCAAAAUGUCUAGAGUUAGCAGCCCUUCAGUCUAUGGCGGUCGACUUUGCCAAAUCCGGAGCUCCAGCCGAGAUGCCAAGGUCUUUGAAGCCGAGAGAAUUCCCGGAUUUCAUGGAAAGGUGGGAAAAGCCCAUGUACAUCUCUCAAGGUGCACUCGGCAAGCUUUACCGUGCCACCAUCGAGUCCCACCAUCACAUCAACACAAACUCCGACUGCUCGAGUGUAAUCUCGAUGGACAUGUUCGAUCAGGAUCUCAUCGUAGAUGGCUAUGAAGCCUUCCUGGAAACUGCUGAAAGCCACAAAGAGCAGUACUUGGACAAAAUGACCACACUGCUGAACUUUUACGAAGCGAAGAACGAAGUCGAGAUAUUGACAGGCAAUUUGCGUAACAAGUCGAUGUACUUGAAGCAUGAUAAUAGGAGAUUCGGGGAGGUUAAAGAUCGUAUUUUGGGGUCGGCCAAGAGUCUACAAAAAGAGGCCAAGGGGUGGUUUGAGAGCAGCUGCAAUGAGAAUGAUCAACAGAAAUUGGCAUCAGCAUGGUAUUUUGUGACCUAUCAUCCAACUUAUUCUCAUGGCAGUGCAAAUUGCUUGGGCUUUCCUUGGGUUGUAGGUAAUAUUUUGCUUGAAAUUAAGUCAAUUAAAAGCAACAAACUUGAUGAAAAUCCCUUGUUGUAACAUUUAUCUGAUUUUGUAGCAAUGUUUCAAUUGGACGAGACUGUAACAUCUUUUUCUCAUCUAGUAAACUUGCAGAUUCUGAUA